Molecule: messenger RNA, 1560 nt
Organism: Colletotrichum truncatum
Lineage: Eukaryota; Fungi; Ascomycota; Sordariomycetes; Glomerellales; Glomerellaceae
Source: RefSeq, a predicted model, not a curated record
AUGAGUACCGACAAACCCGUUGUCGAAAAUAUCGACAACAUCAAUCCCAAUAUGGCACAAAGACCAUCCUCGGAGGUCAGGAGGGAUCCGGAGAAGAGCAUGCCGGAGUCUUUCGCCUACGAUCCGGUAGCUGAGCGUCGCUUGAGACUCAAGAUUGACCUUAUGAUCGUGCCCACUGUCGCCUUGCUUUACCUUUUCUGCUUCAUUGACAGGGCCAAUAUCGGUAUGUAUCAAGGUCCUGGCCACCGCGCCCAGCUAACAAACCUAGGCAAUGCCCGCAUCGCCGGUCUGGAGAAAGACCUCGGUAUGAAGGGCUACGAUUACAAUGGGACCCUAAGCGUCUUCUACAUUUCAUACAUCAUCUUCGAAAUCCCGUCCAACAUCCUUUGCAAACUUGUGGGACCAGGCUGGUUCCUACCUUUGAUCACGCUCCUCUUCGGAAUCUGCUCAGUAGGCACCGCCUUUGUGAAUACCGUCCCCCAAGCAAUGGGCGUUCGAUUUCUUUUGGGAAUCUUCGAAGCUGGAAUGCUGCCGGGAAUCGCUUAUUAUCUUUCCCGCUGGUACCGUCGCGCCGAGCUCGCCUUUCGCUUGAGCUUGUACAUUGUGAUGGCUCCUUUGGCCGGCGCUUUCGGCGGUCUGCUUGCAUCUGCUAUUCUCCGACUCCCUCACUUCGGUAGCAUUCACUCUUGGCGCAUGAUCUUCGCUAUUGAAGGGAUCAUCACCAUCGGCCUUGCCCUCAUUGGAUUUGUGACGCUCACAGACCGACCGGCUACGGCUCGUUGGCUGACACAGGCCGAAAAGGACCUUGCGGAGGCCCGCGUCCGCUCUGAGCGCGUGGGCCAGUCUGAGGUCCUCGACAAAAUGGAUACCCAAAAACUUCGUCGUGGAAUCUUCUGCCCUGUGACCCUCAGCACGUCAUUUGUCUUCCUUUUGAACAACGUCACUGUCCAGGGACUGGCCUUCUUCCUCCCGUCGAUUGUACGCAACAUCUACCCGACAUCCACUGUCGAACGCCAGCAACUUUUCACUGUGCCGCCAUACGUCGUUGGCGCCUUCUUCACGGUUCUCCUGCCAUUGCUCAGUUGGCGUUUCGAUCGACGACAAAUCUUUUUCAUCAUGUCUGCUCCGCUAGCGAUGGUUGGUUACAUCAUGUUCCUGGCGAGUAAGAAUCUGCAGGUGCGCUACGGCGCAACCUUCCUUGUCACCUCGUCGGUUUUUGCGCUGGGCGCCUUGACGAACGCACAAGUAUCUGCAAAUGUCGUCUCAGACACAGCGCGCAGCUCGGCUAUCGCUAUGAACGUCAUGUUCGGAAACAUAGGCGGGCUAGUGUCAACUUGGGCCUUCUUGCCCUGGGACGGACCCGAUUAUCGGAUCGGCAACGGGCUGAACUUGGCGACAUGUAGCUUGAUUCUCGUGCUCUCGACGGUGACAUUAUUCUGGAUGAAGCGGGACAAUCGCAGACGGGAGAGUAGGGUUGUGGAAGAGGAGAUAAGUGGCAUGUCCCAUGAAGAAGAGAGUAAUUUGGACUGGAAGCAUCCGUCGUUCCGAUGGAGGCCGUAG